UCACCGAUUCAUCUUCCUCAAAUUAUAAGUAUUUUUUCUCUUUUUGAAAUUCUUCACCAAACAAUAUGGAUAACUCUCAAAAGAUGAGCUACCAUGCAGGAGAAGCCAAGGGUCAAGCCCAGGAGAAGGUGAGUAGCAUGAUGGACAAGGCAAGCGAUGUAGCUCAAUCAGCUAAGGAAACAGUGCAGGAAGCAGGACAACAAGUGAAGGCCAAAGUACAAGGAGCAACUGAUGCCGUCAAGGAUGCAAUUAAUAAAUAA
Molecule: messenger RNA, 260 nt
Organism: Benincasa hispida (wax gourd)
Lineage: Eukaryota; Viridiplantae; Streptophyta; Magnoliopsida; Cucurbitales; Cucurbitaceae
Source: RefSeq, a predicted model, not a curated record